AACAAACUCUCACCAUGGCUUAUUUAUGAACCCUGCAGAGCCUCCAUGGUGAAGCUAAGCCCAAGACACACCAGUCACGCACACUGACUUCCAAGCCAAGCUAAUUAGCCAGAUUGGCCAUGGUUAAGAGGUUUACGCACAUAUCUGCUCGGGGAAGGAGGCCAUAAAGAAAUCCCCAUAAAUAAAGAGGCUCAAAAGAAAAGGAUAGUGUGUCGAGAGAAGCCUUGAGGAGCAACACCCUCCUCCCUCUCUCUCUCUCUCUCUCUCUCUCUCUCUCUCUGUGUGCCAGUCUAGCAAUCUUUUUAGCCCGCCCUCCUCUCUCUCUCUCUCACGCCCCUGAAAUAGAGGAGGCAGAGAAAUCAGAGGAGUUUAAUGUGCACCCACAUCUCCUGAAACCUCUCUCUCUCUCUCUCUCUCGAAAAACUGAAACUUUCUUGCUGCAUUUCAAUACUCUGCUCAGAGACAAACCCUUUGGACCAUUUGGGUUUUCCUCUUCAUUUCCUUCUGGGGAUUACUCUGAAACGAAAGCCUAUCUCAAAAGAAAGAACAGAGGAACGCCCUUUGUGGAGCUCUUCCAAUUAAAACACCUACACCUCUCUCUCUCUCUCUCUCCCUCUCUUUCGGCUGCUUCUGUUUGUCAGAUCUGUUUUAGGACCCCCUCUCCCUCCUUUUCUUAUCUUUUCAAUAACUGUGUCCCGGUUUGUGCCAUUUAAGUGGAACUCAAAUGAGUAAAGAAGAGUUCUUGAAGAUCCAGACUUGUGUUCUAAAAGUGAACAUACACUGUGAUGGCUGUAAGCAGAAAGUGAAGAAAAUCUUGCAGAAAAUUGAUGGGGUUUUCACCAUCAAAAUAGAUGCAGAACAGGGCAAAGUGACCGUUUCAGGGAACGUGGACCCAGCUCUACUCAUCAAGAAGCUCAAUAAAUCAGGCAAACAUGCAGAGCUUUGGGGUGCUCAGAAGUCCAACAACAACAACCUCAACAACCAGUUCAAAAACAUGCAAAUUGACAAUGGCAAAGGUGGCAACAAGGGCCAAAAGGGGGGCGGGGGCGGAGGCGGGGGCGGCGGCGGCGGCGGAGGCGGUGGAAACAACCAGCCUAAGGGUGGUCAGAACCUCCAGAACCAGCAGCUUCCACAGCUCCAGCAGCUUCAGCAGCUCCAGCAGCUCCAGCAGAUGAAAGGGUUCCAAGAUCUCAAGCUGCCCCAAUUCAAGGACCUGAAGAUGCCCUUCAAGGACCCGGGUCCGAACCCAAACCAGAAAGGAGGGAAAUUCAUCCUGCCUGAGGAUGAGGAAUUCAGUGACGAUGAGUUUGAUGAUUAUGAUGAGUUUGAUGAUGAGUUUAUGGAUGAUGAGGAGUUUGAUGAUGACUUGGAUGAUGCCCACCACCAAGCACUCAACAAGAUGAAGCCAGUGAUGGGCAAUGGCCAGAUGCCCAACAUGAUGAUGCUAAAUGAGAUGAUGAAUGGGAAUCAUGCCCAGCAGCUCUUGAAUGCUCAAAAGGGUGGGGGAAAUGUCGGAGGUAGUGCUGGUAAUAAUGGCAAGAAAGGUGGCGGUGGCGGUGGUGGUGUGCCUAUUCAAGUGGGUGGUGGUAACAAUGAUGGCAAAAAUGGGAAUGGUGGGAAAAAAGGUGGAGGAGGAAAUAAUCAAAACCAAGGUGGUGGUGGAGGUAAAAAUGGUGGCAAGAACGGGGGUGAUGCCAAAAAUGGUAACCAUGGCGGUAACCCUAACAACAAGAAUGGCGGUGGCGGUGGCGGUGGCGGUGGCGGUGGCGGUGGCGGUCCCAGUGGCAACAUCAAUGGGAACGGUGGCAAAAAGGGUGGCGGAAUGGAAAACGGGUUCCUCCACAUGGGUGGUGGUGCUAAUGGUAGUGGUGGGCAGAUGGGUGGAAUGAAGAUUCCAAUGGGUCAUCAAAUGGGCAGCAUGCCAACAGGGCAAAUGAGCAAUUUCCCGGCUGUCCCAGGCCUCCCAGCCGGCUCACUGGGUGGCGGCGGCGGAGGAGUGGGUGGAGUGGAUGGCUACUUCCACAGUGCCAGGCCGGAGGCCAUGCCCGGAAAUCCUUACCAGCAGCAGCAGCAACAGCAGCAACAGCAGCAACAGCAGCAGUACCUAGCUCAAGUGAUGAAUCAGCAGAGGGCUAUGGGCAAUGAGAGGUUCCAGCCCAUGAUGUACGCCCGGCCACCGCCAGCUAUCAACUACAUGCCGCCAUACCCGAACCAGUACCCGAACCCAUAUGCCAGCUCGUACCCAUACCCAUACCCCCCGCCGCCCCCCCACGCGGAGGGGUACAGCUACUUCAGCGAUGAGAACACAUCAAGUUGCAAUGUGAUGUGAGAAACUUUGCUUCUAGAUAGAGUUGCUGCUGCUGAAGGGGGUUUUUGGUCUUUUAGCAAGAGUUUGUGGUGGUUAUGGUGGUUGUGAUGGUGGUGGUGGUGGUGGUGGUCUCAGCCACUGGUGAAGAACUGGAAAUCUCAUGUUAUAUCAUACUUGCCAAUGGGGUUUUUAUCUUUUCCUUUUAAAAUUUUAGUGCCCUCUUUUUUCCCCUCCCUCAUAUCCUUAAGCAAAGAUGUAGGGUUAUCAAAUUUCUGUAAUAGGGAAGUAACUAUAGAUAAAAGGUAAUGUAAGUUUCGUUAGGGGAGGUACUCUGAGAUAUGUAUGGUGGGUGGGGUUAGUGGGCCUUUCUUCUUCCUCUCUUUGCUUUUAAUCUAUGAGAUGUUUAUAUGUGUUUA
Syzygium oleosum is the source of this 2724-nucleotide messenger RNA. Its product is annotated as heavy metal-associated isoprenylated plant protein 33. The record is from RefSeq and is a predicted model, not a curated record. The coding region runs from base 725 to 2329 and encodes 534 amino acids. Gene Ontology annotation, molecular function: metal ion binding. The transcript is spliced from 3 exons. NCBI's taxonomy places the organism in Eukaryota, Viridiplantae, Streptophyta, Magnoliopsida, Myrtales, Myrtaceae.